This is a messenger RNA of Microthlaspi erraticum, 1617 nucleotides long. The record is from the annotation of a GenBank genome assembly. NCBI's taxonomy places the organism in Eukaryota, Viridiplantae, Streptophyta, Magnoliopsida, Brassicales, Brassicaceae.
AUGGAAGUCUCAAAUCACGCCAGAAAACGGAAAGCAAUCGACCCCGGGCACAACUCGCCGCCGUCAUUUCCGCCGGCGUAUCGAGGCUCCGACGGCUACGAUCCUAACACUGUAGAUCUUUCUCUCCUUGAAGCAAUGGAGAAUUCUUCGCAUAAUCCUCCAGUAGAGGCAGUUGAUCUUAAAACCCUAAAAAAGCUUGUCCUAUCCUUCGAGCGGCGUCUCAGGGACAACAUAGCUGCUCGGCUCAAGUAUGUGGAGAAUCCUGAAAAGUUCGCUGACUCGGAGGUUGACCUACACGAUGAUUUGCAGAAGCUCAAGGUUCUCGCUGGGGCUCCGGAGCUUUACCCGGACCUUGUUGCCUCCAAUACGGUUUCCUCGAUUGUGAAUCUCCUCUCUCAUGAAAACGCCGAUAUCGCGAACGACGUUGUUCAGCUUCUUCAGGAUCUGACCGAUGGAGAUGCCGUAGAGGAUAACGACGAGUCGGCGCGUGUGCUAAUCGACGCGCUGGUAGAGAACAAUGUGCUCGAGCUCUUGGUUCAGAAUAUGAACCGGUUAUCGGAGGCAGACCCAGAUGAGGCAACGGCUAUAUACGCAACAUUGACGGUGAUUGAGAAUCUGGUGGAAGUGAAGCCGGCUGUGGCUGAAAUGGUGUGUGAACGGACGAAGCUCUUGCGGUGGCUUCUUGUGAAGAUCAAGGUGAGGGAAUUCGAGGGAAUCAAGCAAUACGCGUCUGAGAUUCUGGCGAUUCUGCUGCAAAACAGCACGGCGAACCAGAAACGGCUUGGGCAAAUGAAUGGCGUAGACGCUCUGCUUGAGGGUGUGGCGAUGUAUAAGUCAAAGGAUCCCAAGAAUCCUGACGAGGAAGAGAUGUUGGAGAAUCUAUUCGAUAGUCUGUGUUGCCUCUUGAUGCCAUUGGAGAACAAGGAGAGGUUCGUCAAUGCGGAAGGAGUUGAGCUGAUGAUUAUCAUCAUGAAGCAGAAGAAGUAUGCUUACGGGUCUGCAAUUCGAGCUCUCGACUUCGCCAUGACCAAUUAUCCACCUGCGUGUGAGAGGUUCUUAGAUGUUAUGGGACUGAAAACAGCAUUUGCUGCUUUCAUGGGUAAGAUUCCGCUUAACAAGAGGAUCAAGAGGGAGCGGUAUAAGGAGGAGCUAGAGGAGCGGGUUAUAUCGCUGAUUGCGUCAUUAUUUGCUGGGAUUCUUAGGGGUUCUAGAAGAGACCGUUUGCUAAGCAAGUUCGUGGAGAACGAAUAUGAGAAGAUCGAUCGCCUUAUGGAGCUAUACAUGAGAUACUCUGAUAGGGUUAGAUUAGCGGCCGAGAGGUUAGACCAACUUGAGCUUGAUGACCUAGAGUUGGAUGAAGAUGAAAAGUAUAAUCGGAAGUUAGAGUCAGGCCUCUACAGUCUUCAGCUUGUUGCUGUUAUUCUGGGCCAUAUUUGGUGUUCUGAGCAUUCUGGAAUGAAAGCGCGGAUUGAGCUGCUGUUGAAGCAACAAAAGCUCAGUAAAAGCGAUGUGAAGGAGAUACUUCAGGAAUAUCAUGACAACAUUGGAGAUGUUGAAGGAGCAGAGGAGAAGGAACGAGGACAGGCGAGAAUUCAGUUGUUUAUAUCGGCAAUGUGA